Messenger RNA from Phalacrocorax carbo (great cormorant), 1254 nucleotides. The record is from RefSeq and is a predicted model, not a curated record. NCBI's taxonomy places the organism in Eukaryota, Metazoa, Chordata, Aves, Suliformes, Phalacrocoracidae.
GCCAAUAGAGCGAGGGAAGCGGGCACGCUGCCUGUCCCCGCUGGCGGCGCGAGCGGCGUGGUGGCAGCGGCAGGGUCGGGGGGGCGCGGGGCGCGCCCCGGCGCAUGGAGGCGAUGCCCUGCCAGAACCAGCGGCUCGGCCCGCGGCCGCAGGACGAGCAGCCGGCGGCGGCGGCGGGCGGCGUCUCCCGGCUGAUCCGCUUCGCAGAACCCGGCGAGGACAGCGGCUGCCCCAGCCCGGACAGCAGCAGCGGCGGGAAUGGCGUGGCGGCGGCGGCACCGGCGAUCCCCGCGGGGGAGGGCGGCGCGGAGCCGAUCGGGCCGCAGCUGAAGCUGCUGCCCAUGAACGACCAGCUGCGGGAGCUGCAGACGAUCAUCCGGGACAAGAAAUCCAGUAGAGGAGACUUCGUAUUUUCUGCUGAUCGUCUGAUCAGACUUGUGGUUGAAGAGGGCCUGAAUCAGCUGCCAUACACAGAAUGUACCGUGACCACGCCAACAGGACACAAGUACGAAGGAGUCAGAUUUGAAAAGGGAAACUGCGGGGUCAGCAUAAUGAGAAGUGGAGAGGCGAUGGAACAAGGUUUACGAGACUGCUGUAGAUCAAUCCGCAUAGGAAAAAUCCUGAUACAGAGCGACGAGGAGACUCAGCGAGCGAAAGUGUACUACGCUAAGUUUCCACCAGACAUUUACAGGAGAAAAGUUCUUCUGAUGUACCCAAUACUAAGUACCGGUAAUACCGUCAUCGAGGCUGUCAAAGUCCUUGUAGAGCACGGCGUACAACCGAGUGUCAUUAUCCUGCUAAGCCUAUUCUCCACACCUCACGGUGCCAAAUCUAUCAUCCAGGAAUUCCCAGAGAUCACAAUUUUGACUACUGAAGUUCAUCCUGUUGCACCAACACACUUUGGACAGAAGUACUUUGGAACAGACUGACACACCCAGAACAAACGGAAAUGACUGUAUGAUGUGACAAGGUUUUGGGGGUGUUUUUAUCUACCUUUUAUUAUUGCCGAGUUGGUUGAGGGCAUGUUUAAAAACGUUUUUGGCCAAAGUGGGAAAUACUUGACUUAGAUGGGGGGGGUCAGUUACUGCCCGAGCGCUGAAUCAGGUGCAGUAACAGUGCCCUCUGUCACUGCAAAGUCCAGCAUCUCAAUGUCGGGGUUCUAGAAACUGCUACACUCUCUGCUUUAACUUAUUUAUUCUUCUGUAGCCUGUCUCGUGGCUGCUUGCAAGAGCAAAAUAAAACAACUGAAUCAAA